This is a messenger RNA of Uncinocarpus reesii 1704, 357 nucleotides long. RefSeq lists its product as uncharacterized. Lineage: Eukaryota; Fungi; Ascomycota; Eurotiomycetes; Onygenales; Onygenaceae. The record is from RefSeq and is a predicted model, not a curated record. Bases 1 to 357 code for a protein of 118 amino acids. The transcript has 2 exons.
AUGGCGAUCCGUGAGAACAGAGCAAGAGCUCGGGGCGAACUUGCGAUCUUCAAGAAUUGGUUUGGAAUCGUGAGCGUUAUGAACAUAUUGGAUCUUGCAUGGGGUUCAUUGAAUACCCAUUGGAUGCCUUUUAGAUUCCGAGUUUCGUUAAGAGGUAUUAAUAGCGGAUUUGGACAGAAGAUUCUCAAGUCGAGUUUCAGAAUGAUUCCAAGCAACGGGUCAAAACGCAGCAGCGCAGUCACAGAAUCACGGUGGCGUGGUUCUAUCCAAGGGCAUACCCUUCGAUUUAACCAGACCAAGCCUUCUCGCUGGGAUCCUCUGGGGAUUUCGUCGCCAGUCCUAGGGAGAUCUAGGUGA